AUGAUGCUGUCAACAGGAAAAACACUUCUCAUAAGAACGCUUUUACUUCUGUUUUACGGCUUGGCUGGCGCAGGAAUUUUUACCCUCAUUGAAAGGCGAGAGGAAAGCUACAAAGAGACAUCAAAAAGGAUGAUACAACAGCUGAAAUAUAACUUUACUAAAUGUUGCAACAUGACAGAUGAAGGGUUUGAGAUUUUCUUAACUGCUGCGUACAGCGCUGUACACACUGGUAAAACAUUGGACUGGACUUACUUCAGGGCUGUGGAUUUCGCAUAUUCGGCUAUGACAACUAUCGGUUAGUUUUUUUGUUUUUAUACUGACUACCGCUAUCCUGAGAGAACAAGUGACAUUUGGCGACGCAACCACCGGUUUCCCCGCGAAAUGACAUCUGAAGAACGAGCUCAGAAAUUCUAUUCUGAUGACGUGUCACUGCCUAGACCUGGGUAGUGUUUCUGAUUGGUUGAAACAAAUUUCUCACGUGGCACGACCAAUCAAAAGCAUUACCCAUAUCUGGGUAGUAGUGCGUCAUCAGUAUGGAAUUUCUGCGCUCGUUUCUCGACGUCAUUUCGCGUGGAAAGCGGUGGUGAUGCCCGGGUGGUGAUGUCGCGGAAUGUCGGCUGUUUUCUCAGGCUAGUCUACUGCCUAUUCUGUAGAGUUUAAAGCCAAAGCCAAUCUGGACAGGGUAGGGUCCAUCCUAACCCAUCCUUGUUAGGAUCACGAAAAUUGAAUGGUAUAGCACAUACAAUAAAAACCCACCAGUAAGAACCUGUUAGGCUUAAAAUUUCCUAUUAAACAGGUUCCUUCCGUACAAGAACCUGUUCACCCUAAAAUUUGAAAUAAAACAUGAAAUUCUGUACACUUAGGCAAACAAAAUGUCAACAUUUAGGAUUCUCUUUGAAUGCAUAGGUGCCUUAUCACUCCAAAUGUAAUGUAAUGGCAUGCUGAUUUUAUGGAAGGGAAUAAGCCAAUUGCCACUAAAUACCCUUAGCUACAAUUUAGUUAAGAACCUAAAUAGCCGAAAUUUGCGCUAAUUUCUAAUUCCGCUUAUGUAUAAACCAGUUUAGGCUUACUAGUCUUGGGAAAAUGCGUGCUUUAGUUACUCGUGGGUUGUUACUGUAGAACAUUGUGGCACAAAGGAGAUGGUCAAUCGAUUUUUAAUUUUCCCUAAUAAAUUGAUAAUUUAGUUCGGGGGCAUACGAUGCAAUAGUCCUGAACUAAAAGAUUAUUUUCUUUUUCCAGCAGAAAACAACUCAAUCUUAACGUUCAUUUUUUAAAUUUCUCUUCUCCUAGGAUACGGCCAUUUGACUCCAGUCACUGCAUAUGGGAAGUUAUUCUGCAUUGUUUUUUCCUUGUUUGGAAUUCCUCUAUGUUUGCUGACCCUAAAAUCUGCUGGCGUUUUGAUCUCCGAGCUUUUAAAGAGAGCUAUAAUCAACUUCGAGAUAAGAGCUUUCAAGGUCCCGACUGUGAGUCACUUGGAGUUCAAAUGUGCCUUUUUGACGUUAGCUUUGAUGGUGAUCUUUCUUUCUUUAAGUUCUGCUGUUCAAGUCAUUGGGGAAAAAUGGACCUUCGUCGACUCUUUUUACACGUGGUUUAUAACUUUCACUACUGUUGGCUUCGGAGACUACAUCCCUUUUGAAAGUGUUGUUUCCAGAGAAGAUGUCGGUAUUACGGCAGCUGUUUUCCAUAUUUUUGCCACUUUUCCGGCUCUGUGCGGUCUGUGUCUGGUAGCUAGUGUAAUAAAUACUCUUUUAACAGUCUUUGACAAACAGGAACCAUCGGAAGUCUCUAAUUCCUGCUCUGGGCAUUUGCUCAAUUGUACGAAUAGAAAAGCCAAAGAUAACCAGGAGUUAAAUUUCGUAAUAACAGGUACUGCAGUAAAGCCUUUGAAUAAGGUGAAAAGGCCCCACAGCGUUUAG
Messenger RNA from Porites evermanni, 1916 nucleotides. Lineage: Eukaryota; Metazoa; Cnidaria; Anthozoa; Scleractinia; Poritidae. The record is from the annotation of a GenBank genome assembly.